CCGUCUCCACCGCAGUUGCGGCCUACCACCUUGUGAAAUGGUCGUAUCCGAAGCUAUAUUAAACUUCGCCCCACCCCGGCGGGUUUUGUCCUACACAAAAAAUCACGCGGCGCUGGAGUAGACUGCCGGCAGUAUAAAAUAAUUUACAUUUACAAGAAUUCAAAAUGUUUACAAAAAUGCAAUACCGUUAAUAUGACACACUUUUUCGGAUACAUCGUGUGAGUUGAGAAUAAAAAAGCGAAAUCAAUAUCGUAUUCGUUUAUGAAUAUUAAUAUUAGUCAGGUAGAGAUUUUGUAGUUACAAUGGCACGGACAAAGUUACCGGUGGUUCUUUUAAUCGCUUGUGCGGUCAAGUGUUUGGCGAUGUCUUAUAACGAAUUGGAGGAUUUUGCAGAGCACAUCAAGAAAACUUCACAGCUCAGCCCGACACUCAAAAAAGGCGUAGAUCCAGACCUUGACUAUGAUGAAGACGAGGUUGUUUCUGACCACGCCUGGGAAGAAAGCGGGAAGUUCGAAGGUGACCUGAUCCUGAAUGAGAGACAACGGAGACUGAUCGUAGAAGAUGUAGCCGAGGGCCUUGCCAGGAAUGGCAUUAGAGAUGGAACUAAAAGGUGGCCCAAUAAUGAAGUCAUAGUCUACAUUCAAGUAGAACAUUUCACUAGCGAUCAAGUGCAAGCUAUUGAAAGUGGAAUAGAAGAUAUCGCUCGUGCAUCCUGUGUCAAGUUCCGCCCUUAUAGAAAAGGUGAUCGUGAUGCUGUGGUCAUACAGGGUAACCGACGAGGAUGUUUCUCCCAAGUGGGCUACCAAGGCGGGUACCAAGUUCUCAACCUGUCAGGUCGUCACCCGGUCGGACGCGGUUGCUUUCGACACGGCACGGUCGUGCACGAGUUGUUGCACACUCUUGGGUUCUACCACAUGCAGAGCAGCCCGGACAGAGAUGACUACGUCAAAAUUGUUUGGGAAAAUAUUGUGCAACCGGCGAGGCAUAACUUUCGCAAAUACAACUCGUUCUCCGUGUCAGACUUCGGCGUUGGUUACGACUACGACAGUGUCCUGCAUUACAGCCAGCGAGCUUUCUCCGCCAAUGGACAGGAUACGAUUGUUCCCAAACAGAGUGGAGCGCAGAUUGGCCAAAGAGUAGGAUUAUCUGAUAAGGAUACUCAGAAAUUGAACAAAAUGUAUUGUGAUGCGGAUUCGGACAGUGGCCAAGCCGAUGAAAACUCUUCAAAAAAGACUGAAUCUAAAAAAAAGAACCCAAAAAAUAAACCAUUUGAUGGUCAUGGAAUAGGAUAUCACCAAGGUAAAGCUGUGGCUAUCAAAUUACUACCCGCACCUGAAACAUAUAAGUUACCUGAUGUGCCAAGUUUUCAUGUAUUUGAUUAUUUUAGUAAAGAGCCGCAAAUCCUGUCGACGUCGGAAAACGAAGGCUUUCGUAUUGGUAAAGAAAUAGCAUACUCCUACAGUCCGCCAGAGCCCAUGAGUACUACACGAGAAAACCACAUACCAGUUCAUGUUGACCAAAUAUCAGAAAUUAAGCCUGAUCAUGAAGUAAUAAUUCAGGAGCAGAAUGUUAAAACCACAGAGAAAAAUGACGGAAAUACUCAGCAUGAGAAACAUCUAUCUGAUUCCAAAUCAGAUGUUGACGCAACAACACAUGUUCAACAUGCUGAUCCACAAAAUGAAGAAAGCCAUGAUCCAGAUUUAAUCGAAGCUUUUGAUAGGCUGUCAAAGAUUAUACAAAUGCAUGUUUAUCCUUCACACACACCAGACCUAAGCAUAUAUAAAAAGAGUGCAUCUUACAUCGAUAAUUAUCAUCAACAUGCGAAGGAAGAAAAUGAUAAAUUGAAUUCACCCGCGUCUGUUGAUGUAGAAAAACAGAAAACGGAUAAAAUGAAUUCAGCCAUACAAAUUAUUAACAGCAUGUUUGAAUAUAGUUCAGAGAAGUCGAUGGCAAGAGAGCCAAACGAAGGUAAUGUAGUGAAAGAAGAGCAAAAGAAUGUAAAGGACGAAUUCAAAAAACAUCUUUCAGCAGCGCCUGAAACAGAAUCACUUCCGUGGUAUAAACGCUAUGAUGAGGAAUAUAACCCAGUACAACAUAUUGAAUCACCAAAGAAUAGUUAUUAUAUAAAGAAUGAAAAACCAAAAAAUGACAACGUUGAUUGGUUUCAAAAGUAUGUUCAUUACUACCCUAACGAUGAAUUUCAUGAUUAUUCAAAAGAUAGUUCAGAAGGGGUAAAUUACGCCGGAGAUACCAAUGAAAAAUUUUAUAUUUCUGCAAUUCCAAAACCGUCAGAUCAAUAUUCUAUAUUUCAUGUUCCAGAUCCAGUGACUAAAAAUACGUACAGAAUUGAAGUCAGUCGGGAUGAUAGAUAAGUUUAUAUUUAUACAGAUAUUUACAGACAGGUUAACUUAAGUUAGAGUUAAAUAGAUAUUAAGAAUUUGUACAGUUUGUUUUAAAUAAAAA
This is a messenger RNA of Helicoverpa armigera (cotton bollworm), 2463 nucleotides long. Its product is annotated as seminal metalloprotease 1. Bases 303 to 2372 code for a protein of 689 amino acids. Gene Ontology annotation, molecular function: metalloendopeptidase activity; zinc ion binding. Gene Ontology annotation, biological process: proteolysis. The transcript has 6 exons. The record is from RefSeq and is a predicted model, not a curated record. NCBI's taxonomy places the organism in Eukaryota, Metazoa, Arthropoda, Insecta, Lepidoptera, Noctuidae.